Messenger RNA from Stylonychia lemnae, 3246 nucleotides. The record is from the annotation of a GenBank genome assembly. Lineage: Eukaryota; Ciliophora; Spirotrichea; Sporadotrichida; Oxytrichidae.
AUGUCAGAUAACAAAGUUUUUCCUUCCUCGGGAUAGAUAACUGAGAUGAUACCAGUAGAAUAGAACACAAAUUACGAGGAAAUAUUCGGCAAAUAAUCUUUUGAUUAGCAAGAAUCAGAAAACUAGAAGGAAAGUUCAUUCAAACACUAAUUAGAGAAAUGCAUAUAUGCAAUGAGCACAGGCAAAUGGUUCGGUACUAUCCGAAGAAAAUCAAACAUUUUUAUGGGUAUAAUGAGCUUUUGUUCAUCUAUUGCUUUUGUUAUAUUGACUUAUUGGGAUACUAGUCAAUUUGAUCCUUGCUCUCAAAACAGGAUUUAAUUUGUUCUGACACAAGGUUCACUCUCUGAUCUAUUGAUUAUCAUUCCGCCUUUGAUUUUUUAAUACUAAACUCCAAAGCUUGGACUAUUAUUUUUAUCUGUUUCAAGAUUAUUAAGAGUUACUAAGGCUGUUAAUUUACUUUAGAAUUCAGUCUCAUUGGGAGAUACUGAUGUGAGAUUUGGUGAUAUAUUCCCUAAAACAGACUGGGGCAAAAUAUUCACUAUGUCACUUAUUAUAUUCACUAUCGUUAUUAUUAUUCCCUAAUAAACUAAUGAGCUUUUAAGGUUAAUGGGACUAAAAUCCUUUUAUGCAAGGAAGAUAUAUAAAUCUAACCCUGAGAUUCCUCAUAUUGUGAUAACUGGAUACGUGGUUGUUUAGGCUAUAAGAAAUUUUUGUGAAGAACUUUUUCAUUAAGAUCAUGGAUCUUAAGAUAGACAUGCUGUAAUAAUUCAAUAAUUUGACCCAGCUCUUGAAAUGGAGAUGUUUCUUCAUGACCCUAACUUUGAAAUAUCUAUUGAUUAUUUGAAUGGAAAUCCAAUAAUGAGUAAAGAUCUAAAACGAGCUGAUACAGAAAAGGCCAAGACAUGUAUUCUUUUAACUAACAAGAAUACAAAUGAUCCUCAGGGUAUUGAUCAUAAGAAUAUUCUGAUUGGAUUGGCUAUGAAAAAGUACGUUUAUGCAACAACUGGUAAUCCUCACAUGAGGUUAUGCAUGCAGCUAAUCAAGCCAGAGAGCAAACAGCACUAUAAAUCGUCACUAAGUAUGCCCUCUAGUAUGGACUAAAUUAUUAUUGUUGAGGAAAUAAAGAUGAAUCUUAUGGCUAAGAGUUGCUUCGCUCCAGGUCUCAUCAGCUUAAUAUCAAAUUUGAUAGCUAGUUCAUCUGAUUAAAGUGAAUGGGAUGAAGAAUGGCUUAAGGAAUAUACUGAAGGAAUGGGUCAUGAAAUUUAUCGAAUUAGUCUAAGUGAAAAAAUGGAAAAGAAAUAUUUUAGUGAUAUCGCUAGAAUAGUAUACAAGAAGACCAAAGCCAUUGUAUUUGCAAUUGAGGUUACUUGCAAUGGAAAAACCAUUAUUAGGCUAAAUCCAAGUGAUUUUAUUGUAAACAACAUAAAAGAGAACGAAAUUUAUGUUUACAUGAUAUGUCCAGAUAAAAGGACUGCAGAAAGUAUUGAAACCAUAGCUAUGAACAAAGAGGAAAGAAAUAGAUAUUUCAACAUAAAAGUGUAAAAGAAUAAGGAAGAAUUGAUGAGCAAAGAUGAAAUAGCUCAAGACUAUGAUGGACUAGAAUAGACAGAUAUGACUCAAAAUAUAGAUGAUGAAGAAUCUUAAUAUAAUGAAAGAAUGCUUUACUAUAGUAAUCUUGAUAACUUCCAAGAGCAAUAGGCUUAUUACUAUAAUGGUAGCUAAAACAACAAAGAUGAUAGCUUUGAGAUGAUGUCUGAUGACAUGAAGAAAAAAGAACUGUUCUACCUUGAAGAUUCAAAAUAGGAGCAUGAUAAACUAACAAAGAUAAAUCUAGAAGAUGAUCCUAAUAUAAGAAAUCACAUUAUUGUUUGUGGCAUUCAUUCCUCAAUAGAAGAUUUCAUCAUGCCUCUUAGGUCUAGAUACCUUAAAGAAUAUCAAUUGCAAAAGAUAGUCAUUAUUACUGGCGAACAUAAUGAAUAAGAUUAGGAUAACGGUUAACAGCUGCUUCUCAACUAGAUUACCAAGUACAAAGAUAUCUAUAGAGUAAUUGGAUCUCCACUAAAGUAGGAAACAUUCAUUAAAGCUAACAUUAACUAUGCAGAUAAAGUAGUUAUCUUAGGCCAUGACUCAACUUUCAAGUCUGAUGUAAACGAUGAAAUGCUUGAUGCUGAAUCUAUCUAUAUCUAUAAAGCUAUAAAGAAAUGCAACAAGGAUGUUUAGAUUUUGACUGAAUUGGUUUAUAGUUCAAACAUUGAAUUCUUAUUACCGAAUGUUACAUAAAAUCCAGACUAUAAAUGUUCAACACUAUACGCUUCUGGCGAAGUUUACAUUUCAACUAUUAUUGAUACUUUGACUUGCUAAGCUUACUUCAAUCCACAUAUAGUAACAAUCCUUUAGUAGUUACUGAAGGGUGGCAAUGACGAUGAUGAUGAUGAUAUCAACAAUAAUGUUGGAUCCUAGAUUAAUCAAGCUUUAAAAGCUCAUCCUGAUUUGACUUAGAGCAAUCUUUGGCAGAUACCAGUUCCUGAAAAUUGUGUUGUAAGCUUCAAAUUUAUAAAGCAUAAACCAUACUUACUUUUAUUUUAGGGUAAAACUUUUGAAUAUCUAUUUUUGACCUUAUUGGAUAAGAAAUUGAUUACUCUUGGACUCUAUAGAUUAAAAGGAGCCACUGACAAUAGCUAUCCCUAUGUUUACACAAAUCCCAAAUUCGAGACAUUAAUUACUCACAGAGAUAGAGCUUUUGUUCUAGGAAUUGAUAUUCCUCAUGACUACUAAAGUGAUUACACUGAAAAUAUGGAGAAAGAUUUAUUCUUGAAUCAAGCGAACUCUGAUAGGAGAAUGAGCGAAAAUGAUAAAAUAUUCCAGCAAUAAAAUGAACUAAAUAACUCAAAGAUCAAGAAGAAUGGAUAACAAGUUGACGUUUCAAAGAAAGGACCCACACCUACUUCUCUAUUUUCUCCAAAUUACAAACAUGAGAGUAGCUAAUUCACCACGACUUUCGGUCAAGCUGUUUAAAAGCAACAAUCUUUACAUCCUUAAUAACAAAUUCACCCUACUACUGAUGAAUAAGAUGAAGCUAUAUUUGGACUUAAGGCAUACAAAAAUUGUAAGUUUACUUUAUAAUCUUUAUAUAAUUUUAAUAGAGCCUUAAUCGAUACAGGCAAUAACAAGAAAAUUAGAAAGAAGUCUCAAAUAGAUAGAAAAAGAAGUAGACAAGUUAACUAUUUAAGUAGUAACUUAAGAUGA